AUGAAUUCUUCUGCAACGAUGAUGUCCAACGACGUUGCAGAAGGAUCGAUUAGAUCCAGUGGCGAGCAGCAGCCCCAACCGGCACCGCCUCUAAGCAGAUAUGAGUCUCAAAAGAGGAGGGAUUGGAACACUUUUGGACAGUACUUAAAGAAUCAAAGACCUCCAGUAGCAGUUUCACAGUGCAAUUGCAACCAUGUUCUUGAAUUUCUCCAGUACCUCGAUCAGUUUGGAAAAACUAAGGUUCAUUUACAAGGCUGUGUGUUUUUUGGACAUCCUGAUCCUCCUGCACCUUGCACUUGUCCUCUUAAGCAAGCUUGGGGUAGCCUUGAUGCACUGAUCGGACGGCUAAGAGCCGCUUACGAAGAACACGGUGGAUCACCGGAGUCGAACCCGUUUGGGAAUGGAUCAAUCCGUAUGUAUUUGAGGAAAGUGAAGGAGUGUCAAGCUAAGGCUAGAGGAAUUCCAUACAAGAAGAAGAAGAAAAAGAAGAAAAUUAUCAAUCCACACAAGGCACAAGAGGAGCAGCUAAACAUUAAUCCAAGCAAUAAUCCAGUUAGCUGA
Molecule: messenger RNA, 561 nt
Organism: Fraxinus pennsylvanica
Lineage: Eukaryota; Viridiplantae; Streptophyta; Magnoliopsida; Lamiales; Oleaceae
Source: the annotation of a GenBank genome assembly